AUGAGUUGGAACAAAAUUGUUUUGAUAAAAUUUAUAUUAACACUAAAAAUUAUUUCAACCUCGGCUACUAUUACAGACGAAGAAUACAAAUUUAUCCCAGAGCUUUUUAAAUUUGAGGACUAUGAUAAAUGCAUCUAUCGCAGUACUGAAGCUGAACCAACUUACUGCAGAGUUACAGUUGAAUUACAACCGAAAUAUCUUACAGAGUCAAACGCCCUCUGGAAUAUAAUAGAGAAAGUGAGCUCGGACAGGAAAAACUAUCGCUACGAUUUACUCAGACACGGAAUAUGCGCCAGUAGGAAAUGUGCAAAGUACAACGAAACAAUAUCCGAGUGCUUAAGUCGAAUAUACAAGUCAAAAUACGGACGUUUAGGACUUGAUGCUCAAAUUAACAAGUACCACUGCGAAACGAAAGAAUCCGAUUACGUUAUAAACACUAAGGAUCUUACUGUUUUGAUGGGUUUAGGUACUUACGUCGGCUUUGUAGUACUAGUUUCAAUAUGGCUGGCAAUUUAUGGAAAAAAAAUUGUCAAAAAUGAGGACACAAAGAUAUCUUUUUUUGAGGAUUUUCUCUCCGCAUUUUCACUUUCUGACAACAUCCACUCCAUAAUGCACAAAAAAGCGACAAAUAAUUAUUUUCAUUCUUUAGAUGGUGUGCGUUUUUUUGGUUCAGUUGUUCUGACCAUCGCACAUACGACGGCUGCUGCAGCACAAAUCCCAGUUUCUGACCCUCAGAAAAUAGAACAAUUUACGAGUUCAUUUUUAGUUAUCGCUGUAAUUAAUCUAACAGUUGCAGUUCAAGUUUUCCUCUUCAUAUCUUCUUUCUUAACAACAGUCAACUUUUACAGUCAUCUGAGACGUAAUCAUGACGUUAGUCUGGGAUAUGUUGUGCGCAAAAUCGUCAAAAGAUAUAUGAGGUUUACUUCAGGGCAAGCUGUUUUAAUCGCUUUGCAUAGCACAUGGUUCAUGCAUUUAUUUCGUGGUCCAUUUUGGGAGCAAGUAAUGGGACCGGACCACAAACACUGUAACGAAAAAUGGUGGAUAAACCUGCUUUAUAUUAGUAACUUUUUCUUUGACGAUGGAGUGUGUUUACCCCAAAUGUGGUACUUGUCGGUAGAUUUUCAGUUGACUGUGAUUGGUUUAUUAGUUCUAUGGUGGUCCCAAAAGAAAACCGAGCAGAUGUUUUUGGUUUCCGGAUUAUUAAUAUUUUUGCAGAUCGUUUGGACAUUCCUCUACUUAGGUUGGAAUAAUUUCGAAUUCACCACUUUAUAUACACCAGAGUUAACGUAUGACAUGAAUUUUACGUCCAUUAAAGAGUGGCAAGCGACUUGGAUAACUAUCGCCACCAAUUUGGCCGGACUUGCCUGGGGAUUGAGUUUCGGUUACGUGUAUUCACACUAUCAGAAUAACAAACUUUUUACGAAACGACUUAACUGUCACAUUUGGUGGUACACGAUUAUUAUGGUUUGUACUUUAGGAACGAUAUUAUUUUCCGCGUAUUACAAGACCACUGAUUAUUACUCGAACAGUAGGUGGUUCGCUGCAACUUAUGGUAGUGUCGAGAAGGUGCUAUGUGUUUUUGGGAUGGGUCUUUUUAUUUUUGGCUUGGUACAAGGUCUCGGAGGGUUCAUAAGGAAAUUUCUUGAAUGGGGUCCAAUGCAUACUAUGGGCAAGUUGUCAUUUGGUACAUUUUUAAUCCAUUUUGUGUUUAUCAGGAUUGACACCGGUUUGCAACGAAAUCCUGUUCACGCCUCAGUUUAUUUAACUACGACUGAGGUAUUUAAAAACCUUGCGCUAUCUUACUUCACUUCAAUAGUACUGACUUCGCUUGUUCUGAUGCCGGUGGAAAAUUUAGUGGGCAAGUUUUUGUAAAUUUUAACGUUAUUACUCAGGAUAAACACCCAUGGAGAAGGAACAAAGUUGCCCAACCAACAUCCACGAACUAUCACGCCAACAACUUAACACAAACUUUUGUUAAAAGUACUUUCAUUUUGUUUUGUUAGUUUUGAUGACAGGAAAUUUUGCAAUAAUAAUUAGUAAUUACGAGUAAAAAGCAUUAAAACCUGUGGGUUUAAAGCAAAAUAUUUAAUCAUGAAAUCUCGAAGGAAAUAGAAAGAGUUUUCAGGUAAACACCUUUUAAUUAUCUUCUUAUUACGCUUCGGAUUUUAGGUCGUUAAAAAAUUAAUAAAAGGAGACAUUUUUAGGUCCCAAAAUUGACGAAUUAGGUUAUAAAAAUUUUAGUUUAGGUUAAAAACCUGGAGGAAAAAAUAUUUGCUCAACGAAAAAGCAUAGGUACAUCAAAAAAAUAUAUAUUUAAAAAAAAACACUAAUUCUAAGCAAAAAAAUGGCCAUCAAAUUAAAGCAAGUCGCAUUUAACAAAAACUAAAAUAUUAAUUCAGGUAUUUAAAAUGAGUAA
This is a messenger RNA of Zophobas morio, 2416 nucleotides long. Its product is annotated as nose resistant to fluoxetine protein 6-like. The transcript has 10 exons. The record is from RefSeq and is a predicted model, not a curated record. NCBI's taxonomy places the organism in Eukaryota, Metazoa, Arthropoda, Insecta, Coleoptera, Tenebrionidae. Bases 1 to 1872 code for a protein of 623 amino acids. Gene Ontology annotation, molecular function: acyltransferase activity, transferring groups other than amino-acyl groups.